AAUUAUAAACAAUCUGAUUUAGUGGCUGUUUCUGUUUACAGCAGUGGCCUCUUAGUACAGAGCUGUCUCGUUUUACCCAUGUCACUGCAGGGCCCUUAAACAAUGUUUCCUCCCCUACCUCUUACUCAUUGUGUUGCAUCACAGCUGAGCUCGACCUUUGACUUCCCUGUAGUGAUGGUGGGUGGCAAUUGACCCUCAGUCUGGAUCUGGUCAUUUACUUUCAUUCAAAUCACUAGAUUGUCUUUUCACUUCGUAUAGUUUUAGCCUCGGCCAACGUUUGACUUCCUGUCGCUGCUCCGUAAUGAACUUCAAACAGUGUUUUUUCGAUUAACCAGCAAAACUUCAACGAAGGGACUCGUCUGACUGGACAGGGUGAUCCUGGUUCAAGUUGCCGGGUCGCCCCCGGGGGCGUUUCUGACUUUGAUCGCUUCCUGCUUGUUGUCGCACGCGUCAAACAGCGUGGAUCAAGACGGCGGCGAGCGAAAGUGGCGCCCGCCGGGGGAGCGCGCUGGGCAGCAGGGCGACGGCCAGUCCGGGGCGCUUGAGUCUGUCAUCUGGAGGAUGACCGUCACAUCUCCACCAGCUUCUCGCCCGUGCCCCACAGAAAACCACUGCUUUUGUCGCUCUGCGAGCAUCAAGGCGCUGCGCGCAAUCACAGCUCCAGGACCAGUGGCGGAGUCGGUGCGCUCUUGCAGAAAACAUAUCUGGGCUCAGACUGCAGUCAGUGCGUCUCUCCAUGUCUCCAAGAACCAGACACGGGUCCUCCUCCGCGAAGUCACCCGCAAUGAAGCCGCUAUAAUAUAACCUGUUUUUCUCCUUUCAUGAUCUGGUCUUUUCUUACUUUGCGCGGUGCCAACUAAAAGAGGGAAGACGCGCGCUCCGGCUGCAAGUUUCUGCGCGUGUGUCGCACUGGAGCGGAGGAAGCGAUGGCAGCCCCGGUGAACGCAGCCCUGGCUCUCCUGGUGACCACCGUGGCAACUGCCCUGUGUGCCGACGUGGAGGAGCGGCUGGUGAGUCACCUGCUGUCGCCGGAGCGCUACAACAAGCUGAUCAGACCGGCGGUCAACAACAGCCAGCAGGUCUCCGUUUACAUCCAGGUGUCUCUGGCCCAGCUGAUCAACGUGAAUGAGAGGGAGCAGAUCAUGACCACCAACUGCUGGUUGUCUCAGGUAUGGAACGAUUACAGAUUAAUGUGGGACCCUGAGGAGUAUGAAGGAAUCAAGAAGAUCCGCGUCCCAUCGCAACACAUCUGGCUGCCGGACAUCGUCCUCUACAACAACGCCGACGGCACCUACGAGGUCUCCUACUACUGCAACGUUGUGGUCUCCAACAACGGCGAGGUCAACUGGCUCCCGCCCGCCAUCUACAAGUCAGCCUGCAAAAUCGAGGUGCGGGACUUCCCCUUCGACCAGCAGAACUGCACCCUCAAGUUCCGCUCCUGGACGUACGACCACACGGAGAUCGACCUGAUUCUCCUCAGCGACUUCGCCAGUCGCGACGACUUCAAGCCCAGCGGCGAAUGGGAUAUUGUCUCGCUGCCCGGACGCAAGAACGAAGACCCUCAUGACAUCAAGUACCUCGAUAUCACCUAUGACUUCAUAAUCAAGAGGAAACCUCUGUUCUACACCAUCAACCUGAUCAUCCCCUGCAUCCUCAUCACCUCCCUUGCUAUCCUGGUGUUCUACCUCCCGUCCGACUGCGGUGAAAAGAUGACUCUCUGUAUCUCCGUCCUCCUGGCCCUGACUGUGUUUUUACUCCUGAUCUCCAAGAUUGUGCCGCCGACAUCUUUAGCAGUGCCUCUGAUUGGGAAGUAUCUGAUGUUUACAAUGGUGCUGGUCACCUUCUCCAUCGUCACCAGUGUCUGCGUGCUCAACGUGCACCACCGGUCCCCGAGUACGCACACCAUGCCUCCCUGGGUCAAGCGCGUCUUCCUGUACCAGCUUCCCUCAUACCUCUUCAUGCGUCGGCCCGGCAGCUCCAACAUCCGCGAGAAGUUCCGCAAAAAGCACCAGCAGCGCUCGUACUCGGACCACAAGCUCCGCGGAGCAGAGGGGGGCAUGGGGGGUCCCGCCGGCACGGCGGACUCCCCCUCGUCCUUCUUCGUCAACGAGGACUCGGCCAAGCGCUACGGCUGGAGGAUCGGCGACCUGUCCGAGAACACGGAGUUCAGGAAGAGGAUGACGCUCAAGAGCAACAUCGACGUGGAGGACGCGGUGGACGGCGUGCGCUACAUCGCUGAGAAGAUGAAGAGUGAGGAUGACGAUGAGGGGAUAAUUGAAGACUGGAAGUACGUUGCCAUGGUGAUCGACCGUCUCUUCCUGUGGAUCUUUGUGUGUGUGUGUGUUGUCGGGACGCUGGGCCUCUUCAUGCAGCCCCUGUUCCAAAGUUAUAACACCCCCAGUAUCGAUGACGUGGACCAUAACUGAAAUCUGAAACUGGAACUUUGGUCUCUACAAGGCCCCAACAUGAACUUUACAUUUAACACAUAAACACUUUCACCACUCACACGUCCAUCGCUACCACACCCUCACUGGGAAACACGUUCGACCCUUUUGCCCUCCUAAUGUCCGUCACCCUCGCCGCUCAUCCUGUCAUCUUCACGCCUCUGCCAUUCGCUGAGGAAAUGGAAUCUUUCAGUGCAUCUAGAGGGCAGAAUGCUGAGACAGGACCAGGCAAAGUGGUUGCAUCUGUAGCUCCACCUAAAAAAAGGUGGUGGGGAAAAUAAGUGUGUAAAUGUGUGUGUGUGUGUGUGUGUGUGUGUGUGUAGGGGGAGGGAAAUAACUGACGGGAACAAGACCCAAGUUAUAAUUACCCACUAUUAUCUUUUUUCAUUCAUACUGUGAAGUGAAACCACCUAUUGUAUCUUCAAAACAAAACCUUUACCGCAUUAAGUGUGUUAGUGCUCAGAUCCUUCACUUGGCCGGCGACAGCAACUCAGGACUUCAUCUCAUUUUUUGUCUGUCUAAAACAAAGAAGAAGAAGAAACGAGAAGAGGAAGCAGUUUCUUGUAGAUACACAGAGAAGUUCACAUCCCUGCGUCCGACGCACACGCGUAUGAACUUCUAAUAUUUGCCCUGAACAUGGGCACAGAACCGACGCUAUUGGACUAUUACUAAUAAUAAUAGAUUAACGUAUGAGUGGCCCGUGUGUUUGAGCAGCCAUAUUGUCAGUGAGUGACGGAUGUUACAGCAGUGCAUUAACCGAUUCCUCAAAGCAGCGCUCGCCAUCAAAGAGCCCAGCAGCAAUAAUAGUGUAUAUUACUUCAUCCACGGUGACCUGGCUCGUCACUGUCCUCCUUGGAUCCUUGUCCAGACAAACAACUGUGCUGAUGUUUGUGUCUAAAACCUUUUUCCUCUCAUGGUCGGGCGCGCUGUGACAGGUUCCACGUCACAGUGUUACAAGAAAGAACUGUGAGACGAUCUCAUGUCUUUACUUAGUGGAUCAAUAAAGUGAAAUGAA
Betta splendens (Siamese fighting fish) is the source of this 3459-nucleotide messenger RNA. Its product is annotated as neuronal acetylcholine receptor subunit beta-2-like. Gene Ontology annotation, molecular function: acetylcholine-gated monoatomic cation-selective channel activity; transmembrane signaling receptor activity. Bases 927 to 2426 code for a protein of 499 amino acids. Gene Ontology annotation, cellular component: synapse; postsynaptic membrane; neuron projection. The record is from RefSeq and is a predicted model, not a curated record. Lineage: Eukaryota; Metazoa; Chordata; Actinopteri; Anabantiformes; Osphronemidae. The transcript is spliced from 6 exons. Gene Ontology annotation, biological process: nervous system process; monoatomic ion transmembrane transport; chemical synaptic transmission.